AUGCGUAGAAAUGAGCUGUCUGAAGCUCAAUGUAAAAGAAUUAUCAGUGCAUAUCUGAGUGGUACUAAGCAAACGGUUAUUUUAAUUCAGCUUGAUAUUCCUACUAGCACUGUUCCUGAUGACAUUAAGCUUUAUGUUGAUGACCCAAAAGGGAUAGCAAAAGCGUUAGAACAAGAUGAUAUGAUUUCUAAGCAUUUUAAUAUCGAUUACAUUGAAGAGGGGCUCCUUUCUCUUAAUGAAGUUUUAUCAUGUAUUCCACCACCUGUUGACUAUCCUCCUGAUACUAGUACCUCAAUUGACUCAACAAGAGUGGGUGGCAUUUGGCCUUCAAGAAUAACACGUUGGGAAGAAAUUUUAACAGCAGUAAAUCAGCACAACUUUGAUGAAAUCAAGAGAUUUGAGAGACCACAUUUUAAUGAAGAUCUGAAAAUUGUCGUUGAAACAAACGUAUAUACUGCUAUGGAAACAAAUAUGUUUACUGUAUUAAACAAAGUAAUGGAGAAAUAUUUAUUUUGGAAGCAGAAGGACUCUGACUUCCCAAGGGAUGACCCUAAUAUUGGUCCUUUCAUUCCAGACUACACUUGUCGUCUCAUUAACAAUGGGAUUCAUGGGAGACAAAUCUUGGCACUCGAAAUCAAGAGACAAAUCAUUGUAGAGGGGUUGGUGCAAAUCAGUAAUGAAGACCUUGAAGAAGAAAAUUUCAGUGGACAUUUACAUAACGUAAUUCGGCAAAUUUACAAUUACCUAUCAUCAUCACAACUUCAAUACGGAACACUUUCAAGCUAUGAUUAUCAUUGGUUCAUGUAUCGACCAAAAAAUAAUCAUACAGAGUUACACAUUUCACAUGCUCUUCAACGUGAUUCAACCAGUCCAUCAGUUUUUAAGGCGUAUGCAUAUCUAGCUCAGUUAGCAGAAAGAGAUCCCACAUCCCCACAUCAUAAUAUAAUUAAUCGUGGUAGGAGACAAAAUUUACCAUUACAAAGCUCCGAGAAUAUCCAGAUCCCCAGAAGUAUAGGCAGUUCUCAUUCUGGCUCAAAUGUGUCAUCCAUGUUUUCUGGCAAUCGGGAAACACGGCAACAAGAUAAUGAUGAAACUACGGAACAGGAUUUUGACUUUUCAGAAUUUAAGUUUAAGAGUUUUUUAGGACAUGGGCAAACCGGAGGGACUUACCGAUGUGAAUUCUAUAGACAAACAAUAGCUUUGAAGGCUUUAGAUCUUUAUAAGAAUGGCCAAUGUUUUUAUCAAAUGCAAAAAGAAAUCGAAACAUACAAACGUCUUUCUAAAAUUCAAGGAAAGUAUAUCCCAAAAUUGGUGUGUUAUGGUUAUUAUGGUGGCGGGAUGGGCUAUGUUAUGGGUACAACGAUAGUUGGCACUAUGUUGAGUUUCCAUAAGAUAAAGCAACAGCAAAAAAGUAAGGCUCUCAAGGCAUUAAAAAUAAUUCAUAGUCAUAACAUUCUUCAUAAUGAUAUUCGAAAAGAAAAUAUCUUAGUUAACGAAAAAGAAAACAAGCAUAUUUCAUCGCAUAGUUCAUCUCAGGAAACCUCUCCUUCACCUGUUGUCCGAAAAAUACCAUAUAAUCAGAAAGUUGAGCAAGUAGCUGAUGGGGAAGGCCAAGAUUUGGCUCAAUUAUUUUCUGAUGCUGAAGACGCAGAAGGCAAACGAUAA
Messenger RNA from Funneliformis geosporum, 1665 nucleotides. Lineage: Eukaryota; Fungi; Glomeromycota; Glomeromycetes; Glomerales; Glomeraceae. The record is from the annotation of a GenBank genome assembly.